This is a messenger RNA of Zymoseptoria tritici IPO323, 3807 nucleotides long. RefSeq lists its product as uncharacterized. The record is from RefSeq and is a predicted model, not a curated record. Bases 442 to 3807 code for a protein of 1121 amino acids. The transcript is spliced from 4 exons. NCBI's taxonomy places the organism in Eukaryota, Fungi, Ascomycota, Dothideomycetes, Mycosphaerellales, Mycosphaerellaceae.
ACAAAGACCUCGUUUACUCACACCACCGCGCUUGCUCAGCGCUGCACGGGUAGGGCCAGCACAUUCAGCCACAUCUACGCCAACAAUCACAACUCGCUCGUGUCAAACUAUCGUAAAGCUUUCCUCGGAACCGGACAAAGCAGCCGCAGCGAAUGACCACUUGUGCUUGCAAGAAGCCUUCGGGCACCCCGAUCUCAUCACGCCAUGCGACGGGCUGGAUCUUGAGCAGCAUCUGGGAUGGGUCUAGUGGCUGACGAGGACCAGAGUACCGCAUGCUUCCUCGUGGCUCUCAAUGAAGCGUGCAGCGCAGUAUAGCGCCGCUCGCGAGCGCUGCGGCCAGAUGGUGCAUGUCUGUGGGCAACCAGAGAGCAUAGCUCAUAAGUUCGCCGGCUCGCCCUUUGCAUCUCUCAUUCUUGAUCGCCUCCAUCCGUUCCCUCCAAGAUGCGGCUCAUACAAGGAGUCCUGCUCCUCGGCGCUGUCGCUCUCGGCAACCCCGUUGCUGAGCUCCAAGAUCGACAGGCUCCUGCCGCCAGCGCUUGCUCUACGCUCGCUGGGCGAUGUACACGCGUGGCCAGCCUACGGAGUAGCGCCAGCGCGUUCUGUGGUUCACUCGGGAUUGGCACUCUCAUCAACACUGUCACAACCACAGUCGUUGUUAGAAGGACAACAACUUUUACCGCUCCAACCAGCACAAGUACCAUCACAUCGGACUACUUUUUCGGAUGUGGAUUCGUCAUCUACGAUUACUUCCAGCUCGGAAACGACUGCGCUGCCCGUUGUACCGGCUCGUGCGCCGCUUUCGACUACUAUUUCGAUGGCGCCAGCGUCUUCUGCGAGACCAUGGCCGCCGUGGUUUCCGUGUAUGCAGGAGCCGAAUGCGACCCUUCCUCCCUAUGGGGAGGCUACUUGCGAAUCAGUACCCGUGCUGCGACGACUACCACUGCAUCGCGCACAAGUACGACUCCCGCACGCAUCACUUCGUCCACGCCAACGUCCGUGAGGGCGUCCGUUACAAGUCUCGCAUCAGUUGCAAUAUCCACGACCGCAAGGAGGAGCUCUACAACUUUCACCUCGUCUCCCACCAGGGCUGCUGCGAGUAGCUCGACCACCGCCGGUAUUCCUGGUUCCUUGACUACAUCUUCGAUGGUCGCCAGCAGCGGCUCAUCUUCAACCUCUCGAAGUCCAGCCGCCGGCUCAACCACCGCUGGUGUGUCCUCCAUCACGGCGUCCACACGAAUCUCUGCGACUUUUCGGACGACAACAAGCUCGGCAACGACGCAAACAAUCACCUCAGCUGCCAGUGCCCAGUCAAUGGGCUUGGGCUGCUCGAAUCCGGAUGUCACGACAAUGACGUACGGCAGCAUCGCGUCUGCAUACAAUUACUGCAUUGGCGCUCGGCUCCUAUAUCCGCGGACUCAGGACGGCGACGGCUAUGGCGUAUUCGUCGACUCUGUCAACGACUGUGCUUCUCGGUGUACGGGCCUGUGCAGAGCUUUCAAUUACGAUGGGGCGUAUGGCGAUAGCGAUAGGAAGUUCUGUGAGCUCAUGCCUAGCUGGACUGGGGCCAACCCUUCACAACCCGGGAGCUACUACAGGACGGCUUACGCUCUGCGAAGCACAAGCACUGUCACGAUCACUUCUACCGCAGAAGCGGGUCUUAUCACGGAGCUAUCCUCCUUUGAAUAUACUGCAACUUCACAAGUAAGCAGUACAACGACUGCUUCAUCGGUACCCACGCAAACGCCAUCCUCGCCCACGACCAAGGCGACUACUACUCCUCCACUGUCGACGUCGUCCACUGUCCUCACUACGGACCGAUGCCCGAUGCCCACCAGGAUCGAAGUCACCACCAGCAGUAUCGUUACGGCGUAUGAUUCUUGCAACGGCUUCAUGGACUCAUUGGACGCCUCUCUUGGAUAUCAGAAUGGAGUCACCAACAUAGCUCAAUGUGCCGCUCGCUGCACAGGCUCAUGUGUGGCGUUCGAUUGGAGUGGUGUUAGUUGCUUCACAAUUGGUCGGGUCCGAGCGCUCACCAUAAUAUCAUCGGGCUCAUACACGGCGUUCUCCAUUGUUAGCACAAGAGCACUGAACGUGGCAAUCACGACUACACAGUCUUCCACAACACAAGAGCCUACCACAUCAGUACAAAGCACGACUUUUGGAACCUCCACCAGCGCCAGCAUCGGAACGCCCACCACGUCAAGUAGUGCGACUUCCAGUUCCGCAGAUACCAGCAUUCCCCUGAGCACAUCGGCCACGACCCCAGCGAUCACGCAGGCGCCCCGUGGUCCGGGCUGUCCUACACCAACCAGAACCGAGAUCACUCAAACAGGCAUCGCUACAUUGUACGAUUAUUGCAACGCUUACAUGGCCCAGAAUGCGCCGGUCGGCAAUGUCUAUGAAUGGCGCAUCCCAAGGGACGCAUGUGCUGCUCGCUGCACAGGCGACUGCUUUGCCUUCAAUUACUUGGUGGACGGAGGUACCACAUCCUGCCAGACGAUCACGGCUAGUGUUUCCACUGUCCGCGAGUACGAAUACUCCUGGCGCGCCUACUCGCAAGUCGGGACUCGAAUCGUGACUGGCCCGGAAGCGUCGGCCACAUUGGACAAAUUUCUGGGAUGUGCAAAUCCAUCACGGACUACCUUUUCCCAGAGUCAAAUAGCUACUGUGUAUAACUACUGCACGGGCUCGUAUCUGCAGUACGAUCCCGGCUACAGUGGCCAAAUCUACGCUGUGGCUCCGGGCGAUCCCAGUCGCUGUGCAGCUCUGUGCACUGAUCAGCCCUACGGAUGUCAAGGAUUCAACUACGUGGAUCGCAGCACGACGGCUGAGUGCCAUACCCUUCGCGGGGUCUGGGGCGAAACCACUGGGGUUGCAUCCGCUACCGCUUACCAGUUCGUCAGUACCAGUACCCUGCCAGGGGUGACGAGUACAACUUCCGCGAGAGCGCCUGCGGUCGGACUUGUGGAUGGUCUUCGCCUCGCACGCCGCCACGACGAUGCACAGCCAAUUGAGAAACGACAAGCUGCUAGCUCCGUGAAGCCAGCUUGCCUCGCGGCGACCAACGCAAUGCAGACGACCGCAGCCUGCAAAUGCAUCAUCCCAAGCCCGACGGUGACCACUGCAACGACAAUCCGAGCUACGUCAACAAGCAUCAAAAUUGUCGUCACCACGAGAAGGAUGAUCAAGUCCUCUACCUUCACGCCUACGACCUCGGUCACUGUAUACCCAGACACUGUCAUCAGUAAGACCCGAGUCAUUACCAGUGUCCGCCGCAUGACCGUUAUCUCUCCAACGACUGUGGCGUGGGCGCUUGCCUCAGCGGCGACUCCGACUGCUUUCUACAUCAUGGGCGGCGACAACGGGGACUUGCAUGCGCGAUGGCACACCGAAGAUGACGAUCAUCUUGGCAACAUCGACUUUAAUCAGCCCGGUUACUUAGAUGCAUCUUUGUUCAGUCUCGACGGUAACGGAAAACUCGGACUCACUGGCUUCAGUGACGAUACCGACGUCUAUCCGGUCCGCGGAGAGCUGGUCAGCCACCCUGAUCAUCAGCUGAUGAUCAUGCAAGCCGCAGACGAUGGAUCGGGCGAGCCAACGACGUGCUCAAUCGACGGCACAAAGGAUGGUAUGUGCCGUAUGUCUUGCAAGAGCGGGGAAUUCCGUGUCAACGAGGUACAAGGCGGAAGCUGGACAAUGUGGCAAUCUGGCGCCGUCUCAGACAGUGGCUUCACAAAGUACAUCUAUGCUGUGGAAGAUCCAUGGGAAUGGGAGGUCGAGGGGAAGAGAAAGAAGAGCAAGAAAUGA